CGGAAUUAGCCAGUGUGAGUUUACGGAAUUAGCCUCAGCACCUAUUGUUACGGAUGUUGUCCUUCAUCUUCCUACCUACGGCCAUAGCUCUCCCAAUUUCUUGCAUCUUCAUUCACGGUUCUCCCUCUGACAUUCUCCGCUUCACCUGCAGCCGCCUCCGCCCGCUGUCUUCGUCGCCUGUCGCACCAUUGACUACGUCCCUCGCCGCCAUCCCAAUCGCUUUCUCUUUAUUCUCUUUCUGUCAGAUCCCAUGGAUGGCGACGAUUCCCGCGAUUGAGAGCGAAAUAGUCUAACCCAAGCGCGUUAUUGUACAGGUGUGGACAACUCUGGCAAAGCUACGGUUUCCCUAUGGUGGCUCGGUUGGAGACUGCUAAUUCUAGACUGCUUCGGCGGCUAUGAUUUGUAGGUUAUGGUCGGCCGGCGGCAGGCUAGGGAUAUGUGAAUCGGGGCUGGGAUGGGCUCGUUGGAUUUGGAUCUGGAGAGGGGGGCAGGCCACAGGGGUCAAGGUGUGGGCUGGGGGACAGGGGGUUGGGGCAGGGGAGUUGGAGUUGGGGUAGGGGCGUGGGGCAGGAGACAAUAGGCUGUUUGUGGCGUGGGCGCGGAGCAACGCGGUGCGGCGGCGAUGUUGCAGUGGUCGUGGUGUCUGCGGCACUGUCACUGUAGCUUUUUAUGAGAAAAAUGUCGCCGAGCAAUUUGUAACUGUAACUGUAAUUAUUGGGUUCAGUAAUUGUAAUUAAUCAGAUCAAGUAACUGUAACUGGUUAAAUUGGAAUUAAUUGGGUCGAGUAACUGUAACUGGUUGUUGGGAUAUAUUAUCCCGGCCUAUUACUGUUCAGGAGCCCAAGACAUUAUCCAGUACGGAGCCCGAGCAGCUAGGCCCAUUUCGGCCCAUCCGGCCCACUUUGACCACCAGGCCUGAUAUCGGCCCGUUUGGCCCAUUAGGGUGGAGAGCCCCUUCUCUCCUUCCCCUAUAAAUACGGAGCUUAGCCUCCAUGUAAAGGAUCCCCUUUUUCCUUUCUUCUUCUCCCUCCUUAGCUAGAUUAGAACUCCAUUAAUGGGAGCUUCAAACAAAUUGUACUAUGUAAUGGUGAGGAGAGUCCUAAUGAGAAAGAGAGGGCUUGGACAUUAGCCUAAAAAGUCCCGUGGUUUUCUCCCUUUCGGGUUUCCACGUAAAAACUGAGUUGUUCAUACACAUUUAUACAUAUAUUUACUAUAUCGUGUUGGAUUAAACUCAACACUGGCGCCGUCUGUGGGAAUCUGUUCAAAAAGAUUCAUGUGUUCUAUGAAAAAAUCAUAUGAAAUGGACUGAUUCCAGCAAAAAAAGAAGAAAAAUGGAUUCUGAGAAGUUCUUAGACCUAGUAAGAAUCGGAAGAAAUAACGAUUGCCGACCCAGUCCGGCCGCGACGCUGCACCAAGACGGAGGUGGAGUGCGAGCUCCGCCCUCCAACUUCGUCACCCAGUCGCAGCUCCUCCCUCCAGUCGCGGCACCGGCGGACAUCGUCGCAGGGGCUCAUCAACUUCACCGAGCUCAAGGAGGGGACAUUUUGAAGCUCUGUCGGACUCCCACCGGAGGCCGGCCUCCGUCGCCGUCCUUGCACCUUCGGCGACCUUCACUGACAACUGCCAGCAAGCGGCCAGCAGGUGGACAGCACUUCGGUUUGUUCUUGGUUGGAAGCAAGCCACGUCGUGGAAGGAGGGAUGUGGACCAAGUCCUCAUUUGGGGAUUGACGAGCUUCGCAUUAGUCAUCAUGUGGGAAAGUGAUUGUUGACUCGGUCAACAUAUAUUCCUUGGGGCAUUCCAAGCCGAGACGUACGCUACAAGAGCUAAGUUUCACAAAAAACCUUCACCAUUUGCUAAUUUGAGUAUUAAUUGGAAUAAUGUUCCUUUACUAUUAUUAUUUUAUCACCAUUAUUUAUUAGGGAUUAGAAUCUCCCAAAAUUAAAUAAUGUCGAGCGACGCUCUUGUGAUAAUUAGUUUUCACCAUCAUUUUAAUUAAUGAUUGGUUGUUAUGGGCCCGUCGGCCCGCUCCUGAUCGGCUUUAAUUAGCGAACGGAGUAUACUUGAAUGGCCUUUGAUAGGAAAGUAUCAUUGCUAUUACAUGUUAUAUCACUAUUAUUUAUUGGGGAUAAAUGUCCCGAAUUAAAUAAUGCGGAGCGAGGCUCUAGUGAUAGUUAGUUCGGCCAAUAUUUUAUUGAAUAUUUAAUUUUUCGUGGGGCCUGUUGGCCCACUCUCGAUCAGCUUGAUUAAGUGAUCCGAGCGUCCCCGGAAAGGCGAUGCCCCGACGACGCAUUUUAAUUUGAGGGGUGCGCAUUAGUCCGCACGGCACUACGUGCCCGAUCGACGAUCAUACCCCAAUGUAAUCCGCGCCGCUAGGCGCGAAGUGACUAUUGCCAAACGUGGCCUAUGGGGCCCGAGGGCACCAAAGCACUCAACCUCGUUUUUCCGAGGGCAGUGCGACUAACUUGGGUCUGAGUUUGAAAACUCACAGACCAAUGAGUAUUUCUAUGUGACGUUCGGCGGGCUGCUAAUUGGCCUCGCCGCGAGCUGCUACGUCCCUUAACCCCGCACGAUGAGCCGGGCCGAGGGUCACGAUGACCCAUAGGCCGGUAAUCGUGGAUGUUAAAGAGAAAGCCAUGCAGAUGGUUAUGUGUGUAUACAUAUUGUCGGGCCGUGCGGCCCGUUACCAUGUUUAUUGCGCAGCUGAAGCCACUCGAUGCGCUCGAGCGAAAUGAUUAAAAGAUGCUCGGCCCGAGUCUUAAAGACAUUCAGGGCCAGCUAAAGAGGAGACCAUCACGGCUGAGGACCGUGAGACGAGCAUCUCCACCUAGAGGCUGAGGGCCUAGAGGAGACCACCACGGUUGAGAACCGUGGGACGAGCAUCUCCACCCCAGAGACCGAUGGCCUAGGAAGAACACCUAGAGGCCGAGGGUCUAGAGGGAACUAUCACGGCGAAGAACCGUGAGACGAUCAUCCAUCAUUCAGAGGCCGAAGGCCUAGAGGAGACCGUCACGGCCGGGGGCCAACCGACAUCAUCAUAUCACGACCGGCCUCCCGGCACGGCGUGAUCAUCUUUUGAAGACCGGCCUCGUCCCCGCGCUGCGCGGACGAAGACCGUUGCUGAAUUUCUUCCAGGUCGGCCUCUCAUCGCCGACACCAUUAUACCACGACCGGCCUCUCGGCUCGGCGUGCUUAUCUUUUGAAGACCGGCCUCGUCCCCGCCCUCGCGGACGAGGACCGUUGCUUGAUUUUCUCAGAUCGGCCGCUCAUUGCCGACACCAUUAUACCACGACCGGCCUCUCGGCUCGGCGUGCUUAUCUUUUGAAGACCGGCCUCGUCCCCGCCACCUCGCGGAUGAGGACCGUUGUUUGAUUCUUUCAGGUCGGCCUCUCACUGCCGACACUAUCAUGUUAUGUUCGGCCUCUCGGCACGACAUAUUUAUCUUUUGAAGACCGGUUUCAUCCCCGCGUUGCGUUGGAUGAGAGCCGUUGCUCGGAUAUAUCGGCCUGACCGGACACUAUUGCCAUCUCCAUUAUUAGGACCGACUGCUCAGCGACAUUGUGAUCAUUUGUAUAUCGGCUCCUAAUGCCGACCCUCUUGAGUUAGCGAUCGGGCUCACCCCUCCCUUCAGGAGGGUGACCAUCGCCUUCGCAUGACGACCAGCUAUUCUAUCGCCUCGUCGUUAUAUUUGUUCGCCAUGCCACCACCAUUAUGUGUGACAUCCCGUGAUCCCUGCGAGUUUCUUGGAUACCGAAUUUCUUCUUCGAUGUAGGAAGAUCGGUAGGACCACGGACCAGGGACGGACAAAGAAGAGCUAGGGAAUCUCGAUGUAGAUAAACCUGUUCCUCCUUGCGAGUUUCGCGGAUACCGAACGUCUCUUCGAAGCAAGAGCGCCGGUAGGACCAAGAACCAAGGACGAACGAAGAAUAUAGAUUGCCUCCCUCAAAAAAAAAAAAAAAAAAAAAAAAGAUGGGGAGAAGAGGAGGGUAGCUCCUAUAUGGAAGGGAAUCUUGCCCGGGCGUGCCAGAUCUUCUCCCACCGCCGAAGACGAACGCCCCUCGAUGUAGAGGUUAGUAGAGACGCGGAGGGGGCUAGACGAACCAAGGGAGCCUUGCCAAGAUAAACCUGUUUAUCCCACAAAUGACCAUGGAUCGAUGGACGUGGGAUAACAAAGACGGGAACCCGUGAGGGUAGACCAGUUCGUCCCUGCGAGUCCUUGGGUACCGAACGUCCUCUUCGAAGCAAGAGACGUCGGUAAGGCUAAAAGGACCACGGACGAACGAAAAAAGGGGGGAAUCUCGAUGUAGAUAAACCUGUUCCUCCUUGCGAUGUCGGCGGACACCGAACGUCUCCUCGAAGUAGGGACGCCGGUGGGACCAGGGACCAAGGACGAACGAAGACUAAAAGACUCCAAAAAAAAAAAAGAGAAAAAAAAAAAAAAAAGAAAGAAAGAAAGAUGCCAGAAGAGCACGGAGCAAAGAAUGAUUUUAUCCCUCAGCGCUAUUGGCCGGGAAGUACAAACUGAAAAACAUAUGUAAAAGAAUAAUUACAAAACUUAAGUACGAAGAAUGAGGUGGCCGACGACGAUCGGCUAACAUCAGGUUUUCUUUUGUCUUAAACGACGAAUACCAGCUCCCCAGAUCAGGUAGGAGGGACAUCGCCCGGAUUUAUUUCAGGCUCACCAUUCCUUCCCGGAUGGAGUCCUGGCAGACGAUCGGCUUCUCACAGCCAAUCAGGAGAGAGACUUGACACAUCACCAGCACGGCCGAGGGCCGCGAGAGGCCGAGGGCCAUGAGAUGAUCAUCACUAUUUUUCUAUAUCACGAUCGGCCCCUCAGCGCCAUCGUGUUCAGAUUCACGGUUCGGUUCGCUCAUUCCCUCCAGGAUGGCGGCGACCGUCUUAUGCAGCACGAUCGGCUUCUCAGCGCCAUCGUGUCUGGCUUCACGGUUCGGCUCGCCCAUUCCCUCCAGGAUGGCGACGACCGUCUUAUGCCGUACGAUCGGCCCCUCAGCGCCAUCGUACCCAGCUCACGUUUAGCUCGCCCAUUCCCUCCAGGAUGGCGACGAACGUCCUAUGCAGUGCGAUCGGCCCCUCAGCGCCAUCGUAUCUGGCUUCACAGUUCGGCUCGCCCGUUCCCUCCAGGAUGGCGACGACCGUCUUAUGCAGCACGAUCGGCUUCUCAGCGCCAUCGUGUCUGGCUUCACGGUUCGGCUCGCCCAUUCCCUCCAGGAUGGCGACGACCGUCUUAUGUCGUACGAUCGGCCCCUCAGCGCCAUCGUAUCUGGCUUCACGGUUCGGCUCGCCCAUUCCCUCCAGGAUGGCGACGACCGUCUUAUGCCGUACGAUCGGCCCCUCAGCGCCAUCGUACCCAGCUCACGUUUAGCUCGCCCAUUCCCUCCAGGAUGGCGACGAACGUCCUAUGCAGUGCGAUCGGCCCCUCAGCGCCAUCGUAUCUGGCUUCACAGUUCGGCUCGCCCGUUCCCUCCAGGAUGGCGACGACCGUCUUAUGCAGCACGAUCGGCUUCUCAGCGCCAUCGUGUCUGGCUUCACGGUUCGGCUCGCCCGUUCCCUCCAGGAUGGCGACGACCGUCUUAUGCAGCACGAUCGGCUUCUCAGCGCCAUCGUGUCUGGCUUCACGGUUCGGCUCGCCCAUUCCCUCCAGGAUGGCGACGACCGUCUUAUGUCGUACGAUCGGCCCCUCAGCGCCAUCGUAUCUGGCUUCACGGUUCGGCUCGCCCAUUCCCUCCAGGAUGGCGAUGACCGUCUUAUGCCGUACGAUCGGCCCCUCAGCGCCAUCGUACCCAGCUCACGUUUAGCUCGCCCAUUCCCUCCAGGAUGGCGACGAACGUCCUAUGCAGUGCGAUCGGCCCCUCAGCGCCAUCGUAUCUGGCUUCACAGUUCGGCUCGCCCGUUCCCUCCAGGAUGGCGACGACCGUCUUAUGCAGCAUGAUCGGCUUCUCAGCGCCAUCGUGUCUGGCUUCACGGUUCGGCUCGCCCAUUCCCUCCAGGAUGGCGACGACCGUCUUAUGUCGUACGAUCGGCCCCUCAGCGCCAUCGUAUCUGGCUUCACAGUUCGGCUCGCCCGUUCCCUCCAGGAUGGCGACGACCGUCUUAUGCAGCACGAUCGGCUUCUCAGCGCCAUCGUGUCUGGCUUCACGGUUCGGCUCGCCCAUUCCCUCCAGGAUGGCGACGACCGUCUUAUGUCGUACGAUCGGCCCCUCAGCGCCAUCGUACCUGGCUUCACGGUCCGGCUCGCCCAUUCCCAUCGGAUGGCGACGACCGUCUUAUGCAUCACGAUCGGCUUCUCAGCGCCAUCGUGUCCCUUUCACGUUCAGCUCGCCCAUUCCCUCCAGGAUGGCGACGAACGUCUUAUGCAUCACGAUCGGCCCCUCGGCGCCAUCGUGUCCAGAUUCACGGUUCGGCUCGUCCAUCCCCUCCAGGGUGGCGACGAACGUCUCAUGCAGCACGAUCGGCUUCUCAGCGCCAUCGUGUCUCUUUCACGGUUCGGCUCGCCCAUUCCCUCCAGGAUGGCGACGACCGUCUUAUGCGGUACGAUCGGCCCCUCAGCGCCAUCGUACCCAGCUCACGUUCAGCUCGUUCAUCCCCUCCAGGGUGGCGACGAACGUCUUAUGCAUCACGAUCGGCUUCUCAGCGCCAUCGUGUCUGGCUCACGUUAGGGUCGCCCAUCCCUUUCAGGAUGGCGACGAACGUCUCUUAUGCAGCACGAUCAGCGCCCCAGCGCCAUCGUGUCUGGCUCACGUUAGGGUCGCCCAUCCCUUUCAGGAUGGCGACGAACGUCUCUUAUGCAGCACGAUCAGCGCCCCAACGCCAUCGUGUCUGGCUCAC
Cuscuta epithymum is the source of this 6843-nucleotide messenger RNA. The record is from the annotation of a GenBank genome assembly. NCBI's taxonomy places the organism in Eukaryota, Viridiplantae, Streptophyta, Magnoliopsida, Solanales, Convolvulaceae.